CAGCGAGAACUUUCGCUUUUCAUCCAAUCAUGUCGUCCCCCCCAGACGGCGGGGGCACCAGCCCCGAAUGUUGGGGCCCCGACCUGUUCGCGGGCUACAACUUUCCGCGGGAACAGAUUGGUGGUUCUUCGUCGUCUUCGUUUCGUCCGCCGGAGCGAACAAGUUCUGCCGAUGCAGAAACCGACCGCGCGCUGGUGCACGGCGCAACAUCGGCAAAUUUGCUUUCGCGGUCAGUUCUCCCACAUGCAACCGAGGGUGAACAGCAACACGACCACCAGCCGCCGUUUCUUUUCAUGCCGAGCGAGCAGCAGCCGCAGCCGUUUCUGUUCGGGCAAUUUGCCGAGACGGUUUCGGACUCGAAGCUGCGGGAGUUCGGGUUGAUCGGCUGGAUCCAGUCCUCUCUCGACGAGUCGAUAUUGCAGUCGACCUCGAUCAGGUCAAGGGAGAAGGUCGAACAGCUGUUUGGCAUGAAGUUCGACUACAGUCAGUUCCCCAAAGUCGUGGUGUCUCACACCAACCCGAAAACCCCGGACGGGUCCGGACCGUCUCGCGCCGCGAAAGCGGGUAUCGUUGAGGGGGACCAGCUGAUCAUCGCGGCCGGGAGCAGAAUCACGUCUCUCGCCACGUGGAAAGGCUCGAGUCCGGACGGCGCGCUGUUGGAGCAAGCGAAUGCGAAGGUGGGGAAGAAGGAGAAGUGCAGUUUCAUCUUCUACCGAAAGAAAUACGUGGGGGAAUACGUCCAAUUACACUACUCCGGCUCCUCCGGUCUGCCGGUCGGGAUCGAGUCGGACGGGGAGAAAAACGCUCUGUCGGCCGAUCCACCGCCGGGUUCGUGGGCGGCGAAAGUGGGCCUGAAAGCUGGGGACAUGGUCUUGAUCGCGGGGAACGACAGCAUUGUCCGGCACCCGGAGAGGCUCGCGGGGUAUUGUAGUGGGAACAGUUCCUGCGACUUCUUCAUCCGCCGCUCGGGCGGCUUUGACUCGGCAACGACCAGCCACCAGCCGGACCUGGGUCGGAAACUGCCGUCCGCCUGGGGCGUUGCAAUGGCCAGCACGACUGCUGCAUCCGCC
Amoebophrya sp. A120 is the source of this 1070-nucleotide messenger RNA. NCBI's taxonomy places the organism in Eukaryota, Dinophyceae, Syndiniales, Amoebophryaceae. The record is from the annotation of a GenBank genome assembly.